AUGCAGUGUUUCAGAUUUCAAGAUCACACUGAUGUGUCACAUGCAUUUCAUCUUCAAAAAUCAAGAUUGUUCACAGUGAUGUGGUAUAUCGAACAACCAUCGUCGAUUUCAACCACCCGAACGCUAAAAGCAUUGGCUAGGGUUCGACACCGCCACGCACCACCCCCACCAGGGCUGGCGCCAGACGAAGAGGCAGGCGAUGAGCAAACCACAUAA
Molecule: messenger RNA, 216 nt
Organism: Lactuca virosa
Lineage: Eukaryota; Viridiplantae; Streptophyta; Magnoliopsida; Asterales; Asteraceae
Source: the annotation of a GenBank genome assembly